This is a messenger RNA of Microtus ochrogaster (prairie vole), 2657 nucleotides long. RefSeq lists its product as uncharacterized. NCBI's taxonomy places the organism in Eukaryota, Metazoa, Chordata, Mammalia, Rodentia, Cricetidae. The record is from RefSeq and is a predicted model, not a curated record. The transcript has 2 exons. The coding region runs from base 996 to 1937 and encodes 313 amino acids.
CUUAUAAUAAACAUAUAAAAAUUUGUGAGUAAUUUUUCCUCUAAAGUUCAUCAAAAGAAAGUAAGGGGAAAGAGCAGAAUAUUUUCUGUUGUUGUUUUUGUUGUUAUGAUUUUGAGAUAGCCUCUGACUCAGUAGCCCAGGAUAUCAAACUCAAUGCAAUCCUCCUAACUCUGAUUUCUGGAACUGCAGCUGUGCACCGUCAUACCCACCUGGGGGAAGAGGAUUUCAAAGUCCCUCUCCCUGGGUAGGAUGCCUGCCUGCCUGCCUGCCUGCCUGCCUGCCUGCCUGCCUACCUUAUCCUUACUAAGCUGUGGCUGGGUCUUCCUGCCCCCAGAUCUGAAGUCUUCAGGAGCAACGAGCAGACUAUGUUUUUGUGAGGUUUCAGAGGAGGAUGAAGAGCAAGAGAGACAGAUAGGGAAGAAAAGGGAAUAAGUGAAACACAAAGGCAGAGAAGGGAAGAAAAGAGAGGAACUGGCUCAGAGCAAGCUCGGGAAUUGAGGGAAAGACGCAAGCAGGUGGAAGGAAUUAUAAGCUCAGAUCUUCUAGAAACUAGAACUCAUUGCAGACAUGCUGCUGACCCAGCUCUGACUCUCAGUCCUGCCUAGCCCUGAUCCUAGCCAGACCUAGCCCAGACCUUCACUAACCCAGCAUCACCCUGUCCUACCUAGUCCAGACUCCAUCCAGUCCCACUGACCCAGCCCUAACACCCAGGUCACUUACGAAGGUCUACGGUGGAGUCUGAGGCCAUGGCCAACCGCAGCCUCUUGGAACCCCUCCAACUGUCAUAGAACUCACCCCGCCCCCUGCUGCUGCCUAGCCCAAAUCCCUGAAUGCUGUCUGGGAACAAAGAGACAGAUAGCAGGAACCACAGACAAAGGGGGCAGGUAACUUUAGAGUCAGACCUACAGAUAUCCAGGAUGCCAUGGGAGUGCCUGGAAGCAGAGGCUGGUGCAAAUUGAGUACAUUCAGGGACUGACCCCAUACUGCUUCCCCACAUGGACCAGAACUCCUCUGGCCUCCAGAGCAAGGGGACAGUAGCUCCCGACAGCACACAAAAUGAAACCCAAGACUCUCUGAAAGUGACCUUCAGCCUCCCAGAUGCCACCCAAGGUCAUCAGGUCAACAUACAAGCACCUGUGUCCAUCAUCCACACUCGAGGACCCAACAUCCAGGAACCAUCAACAUCCACACCUAUGACCCGAAGGGUGAGCAUCCAGGAACCGCCAGCAUCCGUCUUUCUUCCUCGGAAGCUCAGUGUCCAGCCUUCCCCUCGAAGGUUCAGCACUCAAGAGACCCAUUCUCAGGGUUUCCAGUCCAAUACACAAGACAUACAAUCUGUUGCCUACAAUCGCUGGCUUAGUUCCAGAGAGGGCUCUGCCCUUUACCAUAAUCGCCGACUUGACAUCCUAAGUUCGCAUACUCUGUGCAAUGUCCAGUCAGAAAUCCACAACUUACAAACUGACAGCCACCUCUCCUUGACACACGACCUCAAAAGAGAAGCCAGGCCCAGUGUGGACGUCCCCCCAUCUAUAACACACAGUCCAGAGGCCAGCAUCAGGAGCUUUGAGUCCUUCGUCUGGGACUCCAAGGACGAAUCAGGAGGAUUGCCACACUACUCUCUGUCCAGUCAGAGUACUCUGGGCAGUUCCUUCAAAUUGUCAAGCAAUUCUACUGCAUUGGGCUCCAGCAGACCUGCUGGACCUGGCCUGGGCCUGCCUUCUCAUCUCCGGAAUCAUGAGCUUCUGCGUCUGCAUGGGUCUCAUCAGCACCAUAUUCUUCCCCAGCACCAACAUGCCCUGGAUGGACUUCUCGCUCUUCAUCUGCAGCCUCAUGACAGGCAUGUUACUACGAGGCUUCCCACGAAUGCCCACCAUGAAGAACAGCCACAUUACUCUAGACUCAGCCCAUCCCAUCCUCAUCUUCACCCUCAGGCCUAGCCCUACCGUCUUACAAAUUCCUAGUCACCAUGUUGUAUCCAGGCCUGAAACCAGCCUCAUCUCUAACUCCCAUCUCAAAGCCAGCAAAUAUAAAUGCCCAGGCCUCCUCCCUGACACCAGUUCCAUCUCCACCUCAUCCUGAAUUCAUCUUUUCCCAAACCACACUCCUUACUAUCCUCAGCCUCUUCACAAAUCUCAACACCCAACUUGGCUGCAAGCCAUGACUGUCUCAAGGUCAGCCCAGCCACGUCCAUUUAGUAAGUUCGACCUCACCUUGAGUCCCAACCCCUCUCUAGCUUCACCUCCUUCUCAGUCCGCACUCUAACCUACCAGCUGUGAACGUCCCCUGAAACUCACGCCAGACGAUUCCCAGCUACAUCACCUUCUUCCAUCCCACCCAAGGACGUCGUCCACCCAGUCUCACUUAGCACAGCCUGGACUCCACCUCUACACGCAGCUCCGUGUACAGUUCUGCCCGCCUCCCAACAGCAUUUCCUUCAAACGACAUUAUUUCUCCGAGUCAUAUUUCUCUCAUAUCUUGAGUGGGGAUACAUUUUUCUUUUUCUUUUUUUAAACUGGGUCUCAAGUAGCUGAGGCUGACCUUGAUUGACAGAUGUACGUGAACUCCUCCUGUUCCUACCUCCCCCGCGUGGGACAACAGGUGUGUGCUGGCACACCAAGUUUAUGUGGCUCUGGAGAUGGAACCCGGGGCUUUGUGCA